Messenger RNA from Juglans microcarpa x Juglans regia, 1778 nucleotides. Its product is annotated as cytochrome P450 704B1. The record is from RefSeq and is a predicted model, not a curated record. Gene Ontology annotation, molecular function: heme binding; monooxygenase activity; oxidoreductase activity, acting on paired donors, with incorporation or reduction of molecular oxygen. The coding region runs from base 28 to 1569 and encodes 513 amino acids. NCBI's taxonomy places the organism in Eukaryota, Viridiplantae, Streptophyta, Magnoliopsida, Fagales, Juglandaceae. The transcript is spliced from 6 exons.
UCAGAUGGAUGCAACAUUGGAAUAUCAAUGAUGCUUGCUUGCAUGGUUUUGUCGUGGAUCUUUAUCCACGUAUGGAGCCAAAGGAAGAAAAGAGGUCCAAAAACAUGGCCACUUGUGGGGGCAGCAAUCGAGCAGUUCAUGAACUAUGACAGAAUGCACGACUGGCUUGUCAAUUACCUUUCUGAGUCGAAAACUGUGGUGGUGCCGAUGCCAUUCACUACAUACACUUACAUUGCCGAUCCUGCUAAUGUGGAACAUGUCCUUAAAACCAACUUUGCAAAUUAUCCAAAGGGUGAAGUGUAUCAUUCAUAUAUGGAAGUGCUGCUAGGAGAUGGGAUUUUCAAUGCAGAUGGUGAGCAUUGGAGGAAACAGAGGAAGACUGCAAGCUUUGAAUUUGCAUCCAAGAACUUAAGGGAUUUCAGCACUCUAGUCUUCAGAGAGUAUAGUCUGAAGCUGUCCAAUAUCCUAAGUCAAGCUUCUUUCCACAACCAAGAAGUAGACAUGCAGGAGUUGUUGAUGAGGAUGACUUUGGACUCUAUAUGCAAGGUGGGAUUUGGUGUAGAAAUUGGAACUCUAGCUCCUAGUCUGCCAGACAAUCGCUUUGCUCAGGCUUUUGACACUGCAAACAUCAUUGUGACACUUCGUUUCAUUGACCCUCUGUGGAAAAUAAAGAAAUUUCUGAAUGUGGGCUCAGAAGCUUUACUUGAUAAGAGCAUUAAAAUCAUCGAUGAUUUCACCUACUCGGUUAUUCGAAGAAGGAAAGCUGAGAUAGAAGAAGCUCGAGCGACUGGCGGAAAUAACAAGAUCAAGCAUGAUAUACUGUCAAGAUUUAUCGAGCUGAGUGAAGACUCGGAAAAUUCAACAGACAAAUAUCUCAGAGAUGUUGUCCUGAACUUUGUGAUUGCUGGUCGUGACACAACAGCAACUACUCUCUCAUGGGCUAUAUACAUGAUAAUGACACAUGCCGAUGUAGCUAACAAGCUUUACUCGGAGCUCAGAACAUUGGAAGAAGAUCAAGCAAAAGAAGAGAAUGUGUCAUUGAUUCAGUAUGAUAUUGAGGACUCUGAAUCAUUUAAUCAGAGGGUAAUGCAAUUUGCAAGCCUCUUGAAUUAUGAUUCGCUGGGAAAGUCAUAUUACCUGCAUGCAGUGAUCACGGAGACACUUCGGCUAUACCCGGCAGUCCCUCAGGACCCCAAGGGCAUCUUGGAGGAUGAUGUCCUGCCAGACGGGACGAAAGUAAAAGCAGGAGGCAUGGUGACUUAUGUUCCCUACUCAAUGGGUAGAAUGGAGUACAAUUGGGGCCCUGAUGCAGCUUCAUUCAAACCUGAAAGAUGGCUCAAAGAUGGAUUCUUCCAAAAUGCAACCCCAUUCAAGUUCACUGCAUUUCAGGCUGGGCCAAGGAUAUGCCUUGGGAAGGACUCAGCAUACCUUCAAAUGAAGAUGGCUCUGGCCAUUUUGUGUAGGUUUUACAAAUUCAGUUUGGUGCCAGGUCAUCCAGUGAAGUACAGGAUGAUGACAAUACUAUCAAUGGCUCAUGGCUUGAAGCUUACCCUAGCGAGACGUUCCUAAGACGUGCUCUGCCUACCUAUGUCUUUGUCUCAUCAGUAUGUUUUAUGUAUAUAUAUGACAAUGAUUAUGCGGUUAAAUGUCCAGGCGCACCUCCCAUUUGAUCCAAGUGACGUUAUGUAAUAAUAAGCUUCAAAUGUGAUCAACUCAUUGUCACGCAAAUGAUAUGAGAUUGUAACCCAAAGGCUCAAUAGAUUGUUAAGAUUUUGAAA